AACGGUAUAAAUGAAGGCAUUGAGGGAGAGGGAGAGACGCCUUCCUCAUUGUCGUCCUUGAUUUUCUUGGGAGACUCAACACUCAUACAUUGAAUGAGUGUCUCCACUAUUCUCUGAUUCUUUUCUGGUUCUUCUUUCAUCUCUUCAUCUCCUUCAUUGUUGUACUGCGUCCCUCUGCUGCCAGAUAUGGGAGGCGACAAAUCCAUCAGUCUCGAAGAAAUUAAGAAUGAAACUGUUGAUCUGGAGAAAAUUCCCAUUGAGGAAGUGUUUGAGCAACUGAAAUGCACCAAAGAAGGGUUAACCUCCCAGGAGGGAGAGGCCAGGGUGCAGAUCUUUGGACCCAACAAACUAGAAGAGAAAAAGGAAAGCAAAUUUCUCAAGUUUCUGGGGUUUAUGUGGAACCCCUUGUCAUGGGUCAUGGAAGCUGCAGCCCUAAUGGCAAUUGUCCUCGCAAAUGGAGAUGGGCAGCCCCCGGAUUGGCAGGACUUUGUUGGUAUCGUCUGCCUGCUGGUGAUCAACUCAACUAUCAGUUUCAUUGAAGAAAACAAUGCUGGCAAUGCAGCUGCUGCCCUCAUGGCUGGUCUUGCUCCCAAAACCAAGGUGCUUAGGGAUGGGCGAUGGAGCGAGCAGGAUGCUGCAAUUCUGGUCCCUGGAGACAUUAUUAGCAUCAAGUUGGGUGACAUCAUCCCUGCUGAUGCUCGUCUUCUUGAGGGUGAUCCUCUGAAGGUUGAUCAGUCUGCACUCACAGGGGAGUCCCUUCCAGUGACAAAGCAUCCUUCUGAUGAAGUUUUCUCGGGUUCUACUUGCAAGCAAGGUGAGAUUGAAGCUGUGGUCAUUGCUACUGGUGUCCAUACCUUCUUUGGAAAGGCUGCACAUCUUGUGGACAGCACCAACCAAGUUGGGCACUUCCAGAAAGUGCUUACUGCUAUUGGUAACUUCUGUAUAUGCUCCAUUGCGGUUGGAAUGCUGGUUGAAAUUAUUGUCAUGUACCCGAUUCAGCACAGGAAGUACAGGGAUGGAAUUGACAAUCUGUUGGUUCUAUUGAUUGGAGGCAUUCCUAUUGCCAUGCCCACUGUUUUGUCAGUGACAAUGGCUAUUGGAUCACACAGACUGUCUCAGCAGGGUGCCAUCACCAAGAGAAUGACUGCUAUUGAAGAGAUGGCUGGUAUGGAUGUUCUCUGCAGUGACAAGACUGGGACCCUUACUCUUAACAAGCUGAGCGUGGACAGAAACUUGGUUGAGGUUUUUGCAAAGGGUGUUGAUAAGGAACAUGUGCUCCUGCUUGCUGCAAGAGCUUCCAGGACUGAAAAUCAAGAUGCCAUUGAUGCUGCCAUUGUUGGGAUGCUUGCUGACCCGAAAGAGGCCCGAGCUGGUAUCAGAGAAGUGCACUUUCUUCCUUUCAAUCCAGUGGACAAGAGGACUGCUUUGACCUACAUUGAUGCUGAUGGCAAGUGGCACCGAGCAAGCAAAGGUGCUCCUGAACAGAUCUUAGAACUCUGCAAAUGCAAGGAAGACGUCAAGAAAAAGGCCCAUUCGAUCAUUGACAAGUUUGCUGAACGCGGGCUUCGCUCCUUGGCUGUUGGAAGACAGGAAGUUCCAGAGAAAAGUAAAGAAAGUCUGGGCAGUCCAUGGCAGUUUGUUGGUCUGUUGCCCCUGUUUGAUCCUCCAAGGCAUGACAGUGCAGAAACCAUCCGCAGAGCCCUCAAUCUUGGAGUCAAUGUCAAGAUGAUUACUGGUGACCAACUUGCCAUUGCCAAGGAGACGGGCCGCAGGCUUGGAAUGGGAACAAACAUGUACCCUUCUGCUUCUUUGCUUGGUCAGGACAAGGAUGCCUCCAUAGCCGCACUCCCAGUGGAAGAGUUGAUUGAGAAGGCUGAUGGAUUUGCCGGUGUAUUUCCAGAACACAAGUAUGAAAUUGUGAAGAAGUUGCAAGAGAGGAAGCACAUCUGUGGAAUGACUGGAGAUGGUGUCAAUGAUGCCCCUGCUCUGAAGAAGGCAGAUAUUGGAAUUGCUGUUGCUGAUGCUACUGAUGCUGCAAGAGGUGCAUCUGAUAUUGUGCUCACAGAGCCUGGGCUUAGUGUCAUCAUCAGUGCAGUGCUGACCAGCAGAGCCAUCUUCCAGAGGAUGAAGAAUUACACUAUUUAUGCAGUCUCCAUCACAAUUCGUAUUGUGUUCGGGUUCCUGUUCAUUGCUCUGAUAUGGAAAUUCGACUUCUCCCCCUUCAUGGUUUUGAUCAUUGCCAUUCUAAACGAUGGAACAAUCAUGACCAUCUCAAAAGAUCGUGUGAAGCCAUCUCCAUUGCCUGAUAGCUGGAAACUGAGAGAGAUUUUUGCUACUGGGGUUGUGCUUGGAGGAUACUUGGCUCUGAUGACUGUUAUAUUCUUCUGGGUGGUGAAGGAUACUGACUUUUUCCCGGACAAGUUUGGCGUGAAAUCUAUCAGAGACAGUCCUCAUGAAAUGAUGGCUGCUUUAUACCUUCAAGUGAGUGUUGUCAGUCAGGCACUGAUUUUCGUCACCCGUUCUCGCAGCUGGUCUUUCGUUGAGCGCCCAGGACUGCUGUUAGUCACCGCUUUCAUAAUUGCACAACUAGUGGCAACUCUGAUUGCUGUGUAUGCAAACUGGGGCUUUGCAAGGAUCAAAGGAAUGGGCUGGGGAUGGGCCGGUGUUGUCUGGAUUUACAGCGUUGUCUUCUAUGUCCCGCUUGACUUCAUAAAGUUCUUCAUUCGCUACGUCCUAAGUGGCAAGGCUUGGCUCAAUUUGCUUGAGAACAAGACUGCAUUCACAACAAAGAAAGAUUAUGGAAAAGAGGAAAGAGAAGCUCAAUGGGCUCUUGCUCAGAGGACUCUCCAUGGCCUUCAACCACCAGAAACCUCUAAUCUCUUCAGUGACAAGAACAGCUACAGAGAACUAUCUGAAAUAGCUGAGCAGGCCAAGAGGCGCGCUGAGGUUGCAAGGCUCCGGGAGCUGCAUACACUCAAGGGCCAUGUUGAGUCAGUGGUCAAGCUGAAGGGUCUGGACAUUGACACAAUCCAACAGCAUUACACAGUAUGAGAACCAGAUUAAAGGGGCUGCUGCUAUUGAACAAGAAAAACCCGAACCAAGAAGGGAAAGAAAGGCCUAACUAGUUAAGAACUUUGCUAGAUGGGGGAAGGAAUUUCUGUGCUAUAAGUUUCCCUCAUUUGCUUACCUUUUCAUUUUCUAUGUAUUUCUAGUGAGAAGAAGGGAUUGUGUUUAGCUUCUUCUUGCUUUGAUGUAAGAGCAAACUAUGGUAAAAUCACUAGUAUACAGUUUUCCUUGUUUCCUCUCCUGUAUCUAAUCUGAAUUCUCUGAGAUACCUCACACCUUUGAAUGGUGAUGAUCUAAUGAUCUCAAACAGAGUAUUGGGAUGUUUUCAUCUGAGAA
Molecule: messenger RNA, 3402 nt
Organism: Vitis riparia (riverbank grape)
Lineage: Eukaryota; Viridiplantae; Streptophyta; Magnoliopsida; Vitales; Vitaceae
Product: plasma membrane ATPase 4
Exons: 16
Coding region: 187-3051 (954 amino acids)
Biological process (GO): proton export across plasma membrane; regulation of intracellular pH
Cellular component (GO): plasma membrane
Molecular function (GO): ATP hydrolysis activity; P-type proton-exporting transporter activity; ATP binding
Source: RefSeq, a predicted model, not a curated record